Erinaceus europaeus (western European hedgehog) is the source of this 3057-nucleotide messenger RNA. It is a transcript of the gene PNPO, whose product is annotated as pyridoxamine 5'-phosphate oxidase. The transcript is spliced from 7 exons. Gene Ontology annotation, molecular function: FMN binding; pyridoxamine phosphate oxidase activity. The record is from RefSeq and is a predicted model, not a curated record. Gene Ontology annotation, biological process: pyridoxal 5'-phosphate biosynthetic process; pyridoxine biosynthetic process. The coding region runs from base 122 to 907 and encodes 261 amino acids. Lineage: Eukaryota; Metazoa; Chordata; Mammalia; Eulipotyphla; Erinaceidae.
GCGGGGUUUGGCGUCUUACAAGUUCUUUCUUCCCCGGGGUAAACUCCACGGCUGAGAAAUUGGUUCCGAACCCAGCCGAACCCCCAGUUGGACGGCGCUGGGUCACGUGGCCGGAGCCCCCAUGACGUUCAGGCUGCGGGGUGUCACCGUGACAUUCCUGCGACCGGCCGAGUGGACCCACUAUCUCCACCACCUGUGCAGGCACAGCGCCGUCAUGGACCUGGGACCCAUGCGCAAGAGUUACCGCGGGGACCGAGAGACAUUUGAAGAGGCUCAGCUGACCUCUCUGGACCCCAUGGAGCAGUUUGCAGCCUGGUUCAAGGAGGCUGCUCAAUGUCCUGACAUACAAGAAGCCAAUGCCAUGUGUCUAGCUAGCUGUACAAGAGACGGGAAGCCCUCUGCCCGCAUGCUGCUGCUGAAGGGCUUCGGCAAGGAUGGCUUCCGAUUCUUCACUAACUUCGAGAGUCGAAAGGGAAAAGAGCUGGACUCAAAUCCAUUUGCUUCGCUUGUCUUCUACUGGGAACCCCUAAACCGUCAGGUGCGUGUGGAGGGCUCUGUGAAGAAGCUGCCUGAGGAGGAGGCCAAGAGCUACUUCCACUCUCGCCCCAAAAGCAGCCAGAUUGGGGCUGUGGUCAGUCGCCAGAGCUCUGUGAUCCCUGAUCGGGAGUAUCUGAGAAAGAAAAAUCAGGAACUGGAGCAGCUCUACCAGGAUCAAGAGAUACCAAAGCCAAGUUACUGGGGCGGCUAUGUCCUAUACCCACAGGUGAUAGAGUUCUGGCAAGGUCAAACCAACCGACUACAUGACCGGAUUGUCUUUCGGAGGGGUCUGGUGACAGGAGACUCCGCCAUGGAGCCCAUGACCCACCGAGGGAAAGAAGACUGGUUCUAUGAGAGACUUGCCCCCUGACUCCCCACCUGCUGGGACAGGCUGCUGAGAGAGGGUGUAGGACCCAUACCAGACCCUUUUCACAUAUUUCCCUCCUCACUCUAUGCGUAGGGAUCCUCAAAAAUCCAUUCUCCCGAUUCCCUGGACUCAGUGGGCUCACAAUUAAUCUGGCCAGUGGAGUUUAACAACAACAUAGUGAAGCACAAGUGGAAACUAUUCCCAUCAUUUAUUUUGACCUUGACUAUAAUUUCUCAGAACAGCGCCCUCUAGGGGGUGGCAGCUGGUGAUGCUCUCUUCUGGUGACUGGGUGAGCCCCCAACCCCCCAACCCUCCUGUGUACUACCUACCCUGUGACAUGUGACUUGAGUCAUACUGGCCAAAGCCAGUUGGUUUCAGCAUAAGCACCUGAGACAAUCAAGCCAAUGUAUUUAUUUUUGUCAACAAUUUGAUAUUUGAAAGAGAGACCUAAGGGGCCAGGCAGUGGCGCACCUGGUUAAGUGCACACAUUACAGUAUGCAAGGACACAGGUUCAAGCCCCUGGUCCCCACCUGCAGAAGGAAAGCUUCACAAAUGGUGAAGCAGGGCUGCAGGUGUCUCUCUAUCUCCCCUCCCCUCUCAAUCUCUCUCUGUCUUUAUUCUAGUCAUAGCUGCCUUCCAUUAUUUGAAAUAUAGCAAUGUGGAAAAGAAAUUAAAUUUAUUCCCUGUAGAUCCAAAGAACCCAUAGAUUUCUUAUUUUACUAUUCAAAAUAUCUUGUCUUAUUUAUUUUUAAGAGAGAGAAGGAAAGAGAGAGAGAGAGAGACUCGUGGUAGUGCUGGGAAUUGAACCUGGGAUCUCUGAGCUGCAGGCACGAAAGUCUUAUACAUAGCCUUUAUGCUGUCUCUCCAGCCCCUCAGAGGUAAAUUUCAUUUUAACGCAGGGGAAAGAUGUCAGAUAAUCAGGGCUCCUCACCAGGGAGCAGCCUAUCUGUCACAUAGUGAAUAUUCUGUCAUUGGAAGUACUCAAACCUAGGAAUUCUGUAGAAUUCAUGAACAUGUGUCUACAGGCCAGACAGUUAUUAUUUGUGUCACCACUAUGACUUAUUCCUCUGAGCUGACUUUUUCAGAUAAAAAGAGACAGACUUGUAUGCCAUGGUAGAUGGACACAAGCCUGAGUUUCAUGCAUGGCAAAGUAGGUGCAUUAUCUGUGUGAACUAAUUUGCCAGCCAGCCCUCAGGCUAAAAAGAUUUUAAUCAGAUUUUACUUUACAUGCGUGCAUAUGUGGUGUGUGUGUGUGUGUGUGUGUGUGUGUCUGUGUGUGUCUGUGUCUGUGUGUGUGUGUGUCUUUGUGUGUCUAUGUGUGUCUGUGUGUGUGUGUGCCACUUGCUGAAUAUAAAAUUGGAUUACAGAGAUGGAGCCUUCCUCAAUACUUACAAGGAUCCCUCCCCUACAUCCCACCUUUAUUAAUCAUGACUCCCAGAUCACUUUUCUCACCCACUCUGGAGUUGCCCAGGGAGCUUUCAGAUUCCUUCUAUCUCAGAAGAUUUUAUCCAUCUGAGUAUGGCCUAGGCUUUGGGACAUUUUAAAGCUCCUCAGGGAAUCCUGUGUAGCCAGAGCUGACCCCUGCCUGGUCUAGGUCAUUACUACUUGUGUGUCCCUCAGACCAUCAGUAUCAGCAUUGCAUGUGGUGGUGGUGGGGUCCCACUCCUUAUGCCCCAGACCCCUGACUCCCUCACUGCAUCUAACCAGACAACCAGAUUUACAUUGGGGCUCUUUAAUGACCCUCAACUGAGACUGUUUGCUUUCCUGGAGCAAAAGUCUGAUGACCAGGGUCAGCCUUGAUUGAUGGCCUUACAGACUGCAGUGAGGAGCCAGGCUUGGUAAAUGUUUGCUGUGAGUAAGCCAGGACCAGAGAGCUGACUAUUAUUGUGCUGGUUGGCAUUGAACUUAUAACUGUAAACUGGGCUUCAUUCCAUGGGUGUGUACUUCAGCAGCUAUUAUAGACAGGCUCCCACAAGAGCAGUCCUCUUGGUGUUAAAUCCCCCUUUAAGCCUGAGUGCAUGUUACCCCUAUGGCCACCUUUCCUACCUAGUCCUGUUUGUAUUCUUGGGGGCUGUGUACCCCCAGUUUUAAGCCUUUCCUCUUUGUCUCUCAAUCAUUGUGCCAAGUCUGUAAUAAAAGCCUGUUAGUCCGUG